GUUCGAAAACAAGACAUAUCCUCUUUCAUUGCCGCCAUCUUGAAUGGCGAAGCUCUUUCCGGUUCACCGUUGGUGGUGGUGAAUGUGGUGGUUGUUAAUUUGCUAAUAAUUUUAUAAAUAAUUGACAGAAAUUGCUGGUUGAAGGAUGGUGGACGAUUACGAUGAAAUACAAGCGGGGGCCAUCGCCGCGCCCCAAAUUGCGGAAAUGCCAGAGAUCAAAUUGUUUGGCAGGUGGAGUUGCGACGAUGUUCAAGUCCCAGAUAUGUCUUUGCAGGACUACAUCGCAGUAAAAGAGAAAAAUGCGAAAUAUUUACCUCACUCGGCAGGCCGUUACGCCGCAAAAAGGUUCCGCAAGGCUCAGUGCCCCAUUGUUGAAAGAUUGACCAAUUCUCUAAUGAUGCAUGGAAGAAACAACGGCAAAAAAUUAAUGGCCGUUCGCAUUGUCAAACAUGCGUUUGAAAUCAUCCACCUUUUAACUGGUGAAAACCCACUUGAAGUUUUGGUUACUGCUAUUAUUAAUUCUGGGCCCCGUGAAGACUCAACUCGUAUUGGAAGGGCAGGUACUGUUAGGAGGCAAGCCGUUGAUGUAUCUCCAUUGCGUAGGGUGAACCAAGCAAUUUGGUUGUUGUGCACUGGCGCAAGAGAAGCUGCAUUCCGUAACAUCAAAACGAUUGCUGAAUGUUUGGCUGAUGAACUCAUGAACGCGGCUAAGGGUUCAUCCAACUCGUAUGCUAUUAAGAAAAAGGAUGAGUUAGAACGUGUGGCUAAGUCUAAUCGUUAAUUGUAUUCAUACUAUUUGUUUGUCCUUUUGAUGCAUUGGGGCAAAUAAAGAAAACAUUUCUAA
Tribolium madens (black flour beetle) is the source of this 844-nucleotide messenger RNA. Its product is annotated as 40S ribosomal protein S5. Gene Ontology annotation, biological process: translation; ribosomal small subunit assembly. The record is from RefSeq and is a predicted model, not a curated record. The transcript is spliced from 5 exons. Gene Ontology annotation, cellular component: ribosome; cytosolic small ribosomal subunit. NCBI's taxonomy places the organism in Eukaryota, Metazoa, Arthropoda, Insecta, Coleoptera, Tenebrionidae. Gene Ontology annotation, molecular function: mRNA binding; structural constituent of ribosome; rRNA binding. Bases 146 to 781 code for a protein of 211 amino acids.